AUUUUUUGAGGUUAUGUUUGUUUGAAUUUAAUUUUCAUUUAACGUUUAAAAAAUAAUAAGUAGGAAUUUAUUAGUACUGAUUUAAUCUGCUUUACUUUAUAUUGGUAUUAUGAAAUCUAAAACAACUCUCAAUGAAUGCAGAGUAAUAAUAAUUUGGGUUUAAUACUGGUAUUUUUAACAGUUAGUAUUGAUUAUUGCUUGAUCAAAAUUGACAUCAACAUGGCAGAAAUUCGUGAGAUUGAUGGCUCUGUAUUAGAAGGGGGAGGCCAAAUUUUACGGAUGUCAGCCUCUUUGAGUGUUUUGCGGAAGAUUCCAAUACGUGUGAUGAAUAUACGCGCUGGGAGAAGCAAACCUGGUCUCAGACCUCAACAUUUGAAAGGUUUGGAAAUCGCUCGCGAUAUUUGCAACGCAAAACUCGAGAAUGCUGUUGAAAACUCAGUUGACGUCACUUUCAGGCCUGGAAAACUCACUCCCGGAAAUUAUGUUGGAGAUACUAAAACGGCCGGGAGUGUUUGCCUCAUGCUCCAGGUCGCUCUUCCUUGUGCACUGUUCAGUUCUGGUAGAACAGUGUUGCAUUUGAAGGGAGGUACAAACGCUGAUAUGGCUCCGCAAAUUGACUAUACCAUAAAUGUAAGUUGUUUCUUCCCAAAAGGCGGCGGUGAGUUGUUGGUAACAAUAGAUCCAGUUAGAAGUUUGAGUCCGAUUAACAUGAAUGAAACUGGACAAAUCACACGAAUCUGGGGACUUGCUUAUGUAGCUGGACAGGGAGAGUUUCUCAUCAAGAUUUUGAAAGAUAUGGCCACCUCAGCCGAAAGACUCUUGAAAUCGUCAGUACCUGGUGUACCAAUUGACAUCAAACAAAUCAAGGAACCUCCUCAGAAUGCUGUUGGAAUCGGAUCUGGAAUAUGUAUUUUCGCCGAAACCAGCACAGGUUGUAUACUUGGCGGCAGUGCUUUGGGCAAAAGAGGCGUGCAUGCAAGUGAAGUUGCCAACAAUGCCGUCAAUGAAAUCGUUGAGUCAAUCAAGAGUUCUGCUUGUGUCGAUCAGUAUAGUCAAGAUCAGAUAAUAAUUUUUAUGGCGCUGGCUGCAGGAAAGUCUAGAGUACGUUGUGGACCAAUUACCCUCCACACCAAAACAGCUAUACACAUAGCUGAGCUUUUAACAAAG
This is a messenger RNA of Nilaparvata lugens (brown planthopper), 1167 nucleotides long. Its product is annotated as RNA 3'-terminal phosphate cyclase-like. The record is from RefSeq and is a predicted model, not a curated record. Lineage: Eukaryota; Metazoa; Arthropoda; Insecta; Hemiptera; Delphacidae. Gene Ontology annotation, cellular component: nucleus. Gene Ontology annotation, biological process: RNA processing. Gene Ontology annotation, molecular function: RNA-3'-phosphate cyclase activity.